This is a messenger RNA of Melanotaenia boesemani (Boeseman's rainbowfish), 864 nucleotides long. RefSeq lists its product as uncharacterized. The record is from RefSeq and is a predicted model, not a curated record. The transcript is spliced from 3 exons. Bases 166 to 864 code for a protein of 232 amino acids. NCBI's taxonomy places the organism in Eukaryota, Metazoa, Chordata, Actinopteri, Atheriniformes, Melanotaeniidae.
UCCACCUCCUCCUCCUCAGUGGCUGCUCCCACUUUGGACCCUGCCUCCACCUCCUCCUCCUCCUCAUUGACUGGUACCUCCCAGGCUGCUGCCCCACUGGGUCCGCUGGAUGUCUCCUCAUCUUCCAGUGAUCCUGGGGCUGUUGAUGAGUCCAGUGUUCCAGGGAUGGACAGGGUCGACAGCCUGGCAGAGUAUCUGGUUGAACUGAGGAACCAGCCCUCUCUUGCCCUCAACAACCAGCAGGUGAGCAACAUUGUUGCUCUGUGGCAAAACCUGCUGGAGUUUGACAAGCAGAGGGUGGUGUUUGCUGCCAGACACCAGAGCAGGCUGGAUACGGGGAGGUUCAGGUCACCCAAGAAGAAGCAGGAGUUCACGCCGGGAGUAGACAGCCUCAAAAGGCACGCCCUCACCACCACUGCCCCUCUUGCCCAGUGGCCAGAUUGCUGCCGCCUGAUUGAGUCCAUCUUUGUCCGGCUCUGUGACAUCCACCGUAGUCCCAAGAAGAGGGGGACAAUCACAGUGUCCAGAUGGGACCUCAUCUUGGAGGACUACAGACAGAUCAGGCGGCGCAUUCUGGGUAACGGGACAGUGAUGCAGCAGACCGCCCUGCAGCUGGUGGAUGUCAGUCACACCACCCUUGUGCAGUGGCACAAUAAAAGGGUGAAGAGACAGGACACUGCAGUGAUGUUGCAGGGGCUCACCCUGCCCAGUCGCUUGUCUGCAGCAGCCAACCCUCUUCCUGCUGCAAACGUGCAGCCUUUAUUUGCAGCCCCCCCAGCCUGGCCCCUCUUACCAGUACCAGUUCCCCAGCAGCACUGUGGGCCAGGCAAAGAUGAAAAAAAUGAAAACCUCACCAGCAUCUGA